UCUCCCCUGGUUACUACAUAAACAGGGUGGAGGAGAUAUGUUGUGGUUUAAAUGUGACGAAAUUUUGCCUGGAGUGUCCUUGGCUCUCCUCUAUGUCGCCCUGUGUCUCUCUGGUAUAUUUAUCUACAUGGAGAACGAAGUGAUAGAAGACGUUGAAAACAGCUGCAAAAUUCCACUGAGUGCUCAGGAAAACAUUGAAAACUUCCGCCGUAAAAACCAUAGCGCCUUUGUAGUUGGGUACAGUGGAGAAGUGGGCCGACACCUCUUGGAGGCCCUUAAUCGGGCCAAAGUAUUCAAUAGGGUUGUUUUGAUCGGACGUCGGAUGAUAAACCUCGAUCAUAUUGGUCCUGAGUUUGAACAAAAUGUAGUUGACUUCAACCUUCUUGAAGAUUAUGCUCAUCUGUUUAAAGGACUUGAAUAUGGUUUUUGUACCCUUGGCACCUCACAUGGAUCCAUCCAGUCUGCCGAAUUUGUCCGAGUGGAUCAUGAUUAUGUACUGAAAACUGCGGAGGUUGCUAAAGCCAGUGGAUGUAAACAUUUCUCAGUUGUGUCUUCGAAUGGAGCGGAUAGGAACAGCAAUUUCUUUUACAGGCGAGCAAAGGGUCUUAUGGAAGAAACUUUGAAAGUUAUGCAUUUCCAGAGACUCUCCAUAUUUCGACCAGGCGUUCUGUUAUGCGACCGUGCAGAACAUCGGCCUGGCGAUACAAUAUUCCAGAAGAUUCUGCGACCAGUCGCAUACUUCUUCCCUACCGCUGUCACCCUCCCUGUGGAGACAGCUGCUGUUGCUAUGUUGAACAACGCAAUAACACCUACAAACAGAACAUUGGACGUCUUCGAGAACAAAGCAAUCCAUGUAGUUGCCGGUAUGGCACAGCAGUUCUGCCCACCGCAAGAACCUAAGAUUUCAGCAGAAAAGACUGCAAGCAAGAAGGAACCAGAAUCAGACCUUUGAAGAAAUGUCAGAGAAAGAAACGAAAUAUGGAAUAUUUAAAUUGUGUUUUUUUUUCAGCCCCAAGUAAAGAUAUUUCUGUACUCUAAAUCCAUUAUUGCUAACCCACAAUUUGAAACUUCAACCUUUCCAUAUGAUUUAUUUAUUUAUUUAUCUUAUUAACUUAUUUUAGUACGAAUGAGUUUAUUUAUUGUUUUGAAAUCUAUAGAUAUAUUUUUUUUUAAUUAUAUCUAAAUUUUUUAAAAAAUGAUUUUUUUUUUUAUUAUCAUUGUCCUAAAAGAAAAUAUACAAUGAAUUUAUGCCAGGAUAAAAGGUAUUGUAUAUACACACACAUAUUUGUGUGUGUGUGUGUGUGUGUGUGUGUGUGUGUGUGUGUGAAUGUAUGUAUGUGUGUGUGUGUGUGUGUGUAUAUAUAUAUAUAUAUAAUUGAAAGUAUGUGUGUCUAUGUAUAUAUGUGAUGUGCGUAAGAUCUGAUAUGUAUAUUUAUGUGUAGAGCAAUCCAUGUUACUCAGUCAUGUGUAUGUAUGUAUGUAUGUAUGUGUAUAUAUACACACACACAUAUAUAUAUAUAUAUAUAUAUAUAUAUAUGAUACAGUUUUUUCUUUAACUUGGGAUAAACGAAGAAGAAAGGUGUAAUGCCUGUUGUAGUUGCAGGCAAGCUGAUAACUGAUGUAUAAUUCUAACAGGUUUUAUCACAGUUGUAAGUCCAGCCAGUUAUCAGUGUUUUUUCAGUUAUCCUCCUAGAUAACGACCUGGCAGACAGCUUGAUUGUACACUAUAUACUCAGUCUUUUUCACUAUAUACACAGUAUAUUGUAAACCUGGCAGCCUGCUUAAUUUAUACCCUGAACACUUACAGUCUAUUUAUUCGUAAACUGUACAUGGCAGUGUGAUUGAUUACAUACUAGCAGUCUGCUAAAUUUUAAAAAUUGUUGUUUCUCCUCUCCUGCUCUGACCAGUGGUCUACUACAAAGAUGUAUUUUUGUCACUAUGCAAUCUCUUCCUGUAGAAAAAAAAAAAAAUCAUGUGAUUACAAUAAUAGGCUUUUAAUGGGAAAAAAAAAUUGAUAUUCUUUAAAAAUUAGAAAACCAACAAUGUGAUUAGUUUAAUGUAAAUGGAAGGUACAGCUAAGAUAUAUGUUAAAUUUGUUAUCCAAAUAGUGGAAUUAUUACAGGAUAUUUAAUAACACUUAUCUCUGAUGAAAAAGCAAAAAUCAUAUAUAAAUUGUUAAGGUGUAUUGUUCUUAUUUUGAAUUGCUAAGAACUCUGUAAAAAGUACUUCACAUUACAUGUUAGAAGAACAUGUAGUGUUGUUGGAUGAGUUGUGGUGGUGUAAACUUUGUACACACCCAGGAAUUGUUAAUAUUUGAAGCAGAAACCCUUUAAACACAACGAGGCCCUAAGCUAUGGGAUCCUGGGAUUUUUGGACCAGGGGUCAGCAACAAGUGGAUCAUUGAGUUGUUCUCUGUUGGCCUUGGUGCCUUUUCCAAACAUUUUCCAAAUUGAAUGUAUUUAUGGGCCAUUGAGCAGUUGAUGGCUUUAGAUAGUAUUUUCUGUCAUGAAUUGUUUUAAUUUUGCUUACAUAAGCUUGGCCAAUUGUGGAAAUAGGAAGAUAAGCAGAGAUAUUUUCAUAUGUAAAAUGAAAUAAAAAUAUCUGGACAACUAUUGGGUUGCCAGAUAAAUUUGUUCAUUUUUUUUUUAUCUUGGUACUCCAUUGUCAUGUGUCUGAAAAGAGGUGAAAUUUAUUCAAAUUUCAAAAACAAUAAAUAAAAGUUGUACAGGAAGGACAGAACUACAAAAAAUCAUGAAAUGCUAAGAUAAAAAUAUUUUGUGUGUUAAUUCAAGUGGUACUGGAAUGGAUUAAAAUAACACCCAGUUUAAAUCUCAGAAGUGAGCCAUUAGAAAAGGAAGUUACUUUUCCCUGUUGUCGAGGCUUUCUUUGGCAGUUGUUAAUAGAAAAUUAGGAAAAUAAGAGAAAAAUCUAAUAAGAAUUACUAUUUAAUUACAAUAAAAUGAUUAAAUAAUAAACUUUAAAUUAAAUUAGAUACUUUAUAAGUACAAAUCCAACACAGAAAAAAUACAUUACAAACCACAGGAAUUGAACCCCACAUGUUGUAUUCCUGGUUUCAUGUCUUUAAAGUGGCUAAUUUAAUUAAAAGUUUAUUUUAUAAUUGAAAUCAUAAGCAUUUACAUUAUCACUAACUAUUUAGUAUGAUAUAAAUGAAGUCCUAUGCACUUGUGUAACUAAUUUUGUUCUUGUAAUAACUGGGUCUAAUUUGUUAAUUCUAAUUAUUGUUAAGUUAGUUAGGUUAAUAUUUUACAUAAAUUAUAAUAAAACUAUAAUGAAUGAAGAAAGAAUUUUGAGAGCUUGUGACCCUGCUGUAACUAUGUAAUAAACAUCUGCCUGGAUCUGGCCCCAAUUUGAUGUGUUGCCAGAGUGGAAGUAUAUAAUUCACAAAAACAAAUAUACAAAGCAUCUUUGUUUUACAAAUGUUUUUUCCUCACUUUCUCAACAGUAUCACAUAAAAUAUAUAGUAAUUGAAAUGUCAGACAGUAAACAAUAGAGAGAAUGUUGUUAGUGUUGAAACAUGUAGGAUUAAUGGUUGGUCGGGAAAUUAGUCAUUCUCAUGCAAGAGUGCAGAUUUUUAUGUCUGGUUAGAACUUGUUAGUUUGGCAUUCAAACAACAUGUUGUUCUUUAUCUCUGUUAUCACUAGCUCUGCCACCUGAGGUUAAGUUAGGUCUCAAGAGAAUGUUUGGUACCAUAGAACAGUGACAGCAUAUGAAGAAUCUAUGAUUAAGAGGUUGGUAAUGUUUUCCUUCUAAUGUUUGUUCGUUGGCAUAAUAAAUUUUUGCAUUGGUUACUAAAAAGACGACUGAAUUUGUUUGAAAGUAGUUUGUUUCUCCUCACCCCCACCAUAAACCCUUUACUACCAUGUUUAUUUAUUAGAAAAUGUUCUGCUUAUGUAUUUAAUUUAAUUUUGAAAAUAAUAAUUUAGUGGAAUUGAGUAAAAUAACUAACUUCUUUAUUAUUAAUAUGGUAUUUAGAACACUACUUUAAAAAAAGUGUUUAAUUAUAAUUAUGACAGAAAACUUUAAUUUAAAUAUAAAUACUUAACUUUAAAACAAGAGGCUUUGUAUCAAAGAAUCAGAGUUGGCUUUAGGUAGGUUGAUAUAAACAGCAUUAAAUAUA
Octopus bimaculoides (California two-spot octopus) is the source of this 4138-nucleotide messenger RNA. RefSeq names its product protein HTATIP2. Lineage: Eukaryota; Metazoa; Mollusca; Cephalopoda; Octopoda; Octopodidae. The record is from RefSeq and is a predicted model, not a curated record. Gene Ontology annotation, cellular component: cytoplasm. Gene Ontology annotation, biological process: import into nucleus.